UCUCGAAAAACGUUUGAGCUUCAAUACAAUUGGUUACAGUUUGUGUGGUGGUGUAUAUAGGUAAUGUGUAAGUGAAAUAGGAUUUUUUUUUUUACUUUGGUGUGCUGGGUUGUUGCAUUAUGCGCUGUUCUAAACUCGAAAACUGAGACGCGCAUAUAUUCGCAAUGGGGUUCCUAUCGCCGCUUGGAAACUUGAAGGGGUUCGCCACUAGCCGCCCACCGUUGGUGGUCUUCACACUUUGCCUUACAGCGUUUGCACUGACUACUCUGUCUUUUGCUUUCUUCAUCAGACAUUCGGAAAGAAUUCCAAACACAGAUGUUCAUGUGGAUUGGAACAGAUUCCUGAAACACCUGAACACUUUCGACUUAUGUGUUCUGCCAGAGACAGCUAGCAACAGCAGCCGAUCAGUAGAUGAGGAGCAGAGUGACAGUUUUGGCAAUGUUUCCAUUUCUGUGACAGCUUCACUGAGUUUGGUGCAACAACUCAGUUCUCAGCCACACAACAUAACUACAGUAACAGGAUUUCUGCCACUUGGAGCAUGGAGCCCUAUGUGCAAAACAGAGCCGCUAGUAGCAGAAGGGGCUACACUCAACGUGAGCCUGACACUGCCACAAAACCUAUCCAAAGUUGAUGUGUGUGUCACUUUUGUUGGCCCUCGAUCACUCCUGCCCAUGGUUUCCACCCCACCUACUUGUACACCAUUACCGACACCUCAGCAGGGAUUCCCAGGGAGGAUCGUAGGGAGAAGUAGGGAUGCAGAGGUGCUGGGUGAGAGAGAUGAUGAUGAUGACUGGUGCAAAGGUGGCACUGUUAUGAGGAUUGCAUAUCGUUCCAGUUCUCAGCUGACAGUUCUGCUGACUGGGAGUGAGCGUUCCCUCAUCAACCUGCAUCUUAUGCACACCAGCUACUUCCUGUUUGUGAUGGCCGUGACACUGGUUUGCUAUGCGCUCCUUAAAGGAAAACCAAAGCAGAAAGCCAUUCUUGUAGAUAAGGUACCAUUGGAUGCUUGAAAGGACGUUUGUGUGGUAAAUUGUGUGGAGCAUUCAAAAUUACCAUCUGAAAGUUUAACUGUGAAUUGCAGUACUGUCUGUUAAAGAGACUGUGAUUGAGCAGAUGACAGUAGACAUCAUGCCACAUUAUAAUUCUUUACUCACAUGAACAUUGCGAUUGGUUUCUGUUAAGCUGUUUGUUGAGCUUGAGUGAAAACACUUGUGCCAUGGAAAAUAAAUUGUUUUAAACUGUGAA
This is a messenger RNA of Cryptotermes secundus, 1245 nucleotides long. Its product is annotated as transmembrane protein 248. The record is from RefSeq and is a predicted model, not a curated record. The coding region runs from base 165 to 1010 and encodes 281 amino acids. NCBI's taxonomy places the organism in Eukaryota, Metazoa, Arthropoda, Insecta, Blattodea, Kalotermitidae. The transcript is spliced from 6 exons.